GCCCCUGGAAAACACAUUGCGCUGGCUCCUCUGUAUAAGCCAUCAUAUAAGAUAUUUUAUAGUCUCUUGAUGUUCUUUCAGGCGUGGCUUUCAAGCGUGGCCGAGAGAUGCAUAAAGUACGCGGGCAUACUAUCUCUCGGCUCCAGCUCCGGAGAAGCAAAAGUGGGUAGAAGAUGGAGAUAUCGGAAAUGGUUUCCGUGCACUAAACACACACUCAAAUUGCCUGCUUGCUUCCAUACAAUCUAAGGAUUGGCUACAUAGAUUGACUAGAAGGUAGUGUGUAACCCACAUGCAAGGCAUCGAUGCAGCCGCUAUACUACAAAGAAACGCUGAAAUAAACUACAGAUACGAAUCGUUCCUCAAAACCAAGCGGGUUCCAAGCCUGUAAUUCUAUGCUGUGGCUAAAUAAGACUGCAUCUCAUUGAUUUGCGUAGUACUUGUUUAUGUGAGAAUCGUGAUCCAAGACAAUACAAAUAGAAUAGCACUAUGAAACAGCCAUGGACCAUCAUGCAGUGCUAGAACGAAAGUACAUUUACUAUUUGAUUGGGCGGAGGUGAGAAGAAUGGCAAUUGAACUCAUGAAUCAAUGUUUCAGUCUCAUAUCAUUGAUAUCAACAGCAAAUCACCGAAAUACCGACAAGUCCUUCAUAAUUGGUCGUCAAAAAUGGCGAAAAUUCAGGAGUCACCCACUUUACAGGCUACGCCGCAUCAAUCUUAUUGAUUUCAAUGUUCCAAUUCACACCAGGAGCGUGAUUUUCCAGAGUCAGCCCUACCUAACGUCCGCAACAUAUGCCUGCGCCUCACGGGGCGCACGGACUGCAUGCCAUCUCGUAUUCUACGCCUUUAACUUUAAUCGAGACCGAAGGGCUGAGCCACAAGGGCUAGACUAUACGAGGGACUUCGAAGCCGCAGUAUAUAUCAGGCAACACAAAUGACUGCAUCACAUCGAAACUUGAACUAUCAAUUUACAUGCCCAUUGCCGCACCAUGGCGGAAGAAAAUGCAUCCGAUGAGAUUUACGAUCUCUUGAUCCUGGUUGAUGCCACUUCCUCGAUGUACUACUACCUCGAUUCACUGAAAACAUCUCUACCUCAAGUGAUUGCCAUUUCCAACCUUACCGAUAGUUUUUCUCGAAUUGGUGUCUUAGCUUAUCGCGACUACACCGAGGCUGGUCGCAACCGGAAUGGUUUACUGGAAUGGAGCGGGUGGUAUGACCAACACAACGUCAAAACUGAAAAUGAAAACGAAAACCGCGAUGCCUCCGGCCUCCAGUCAAUCAAGAAAGAGGCUCUUAUGAGCAUGGCUUCGGCUAUUGAACCUACAGGGGGUGGUGACUUCCCUGAAGCUACCAAGACAGGACUCGCAAGAGCAUACGAAUUAAUGCGCGAAGAUGCAACAACCAUCAUUCUUCUCUACACGGAUGCGCCACCUCAUUGCCGGACGGUAGCAGAAAAAGGAUCGAGCACCAAUUUUAAGAAAGAACAGGCGGCGCUAUCCACUGCGCAAUCCUAUGGGGGAUUUGGGCCUCAGUUCGCCGACUGGGUGAGCGCAGCCAAUCAAUUACACAAGGGCGCGCGCAAAGCACAAGUCUUUUGCUUUCUCGACCCAAACCUACGAGGAAAUGCGUUGUACGCAGGAUUCUAUACAUAUCUCAGUACAAUGACACGUGGCGCUUGUCUGUACUUGACAGAUACGAACUCUUAUAGUAUUGCGCAGGUUACGGUAGACAUUCUUCUGGCUUGGAUGGGAGUUGAAAAGGCUGGAGCUGAGAACAAUGCUAUUCCAGCCAAAAUGAUGCGCUACAAGGACGUCAAGGAUAUCAAAAAGGCAAAAAACGAAAAGGAUGCGGUCGCCAAUUCCUACUUUUGGGCCCGCAAUACGACCUUCAGUAGGCCAAACGCGCAAUUCGGAAGAAACGCCACCAUAGCUCAAGAUCAUACCAGUUUGAGGGAAAACAUGGAAGCCAACGUUGCUGAAGCGACAGUGGAUGCACAACUGUUGAAGAAACACUUAUCCAAGAAGAAAACGCCGCUCGGUGACUUUGCAAAGCGAUAUGAAAGGGACGAACAGUACAAAAAGCUAGUGACGGAACAGCUUGAAGGUAUUAUCCAACAAGAUGUAUCUUCCAUGUCAUUGAAUCCUGUUUUCGGUACUCUCUGGCGUGCUGUAUGCAACGACCGGGAAAACUCUGCAAGAGAUGAGCUCGUCAAAUCCUUUAGUUCUCAGAUUGACAUGAUCAAAAAUGCUGAAACACGGGCCAAGAUGAGGAACUGGUUGGAGGAAUCAUACGACUUCGCCGCUGAAAUUUUGGAGGAUCUAGAGCGGGCUCCGGAAAGUCAACGCUUCCCUUGUGUGUUUCUCGAUCCUACCACAGAUUUCCAGCGAGCUACGCAAAGCCAAAAACCCGAGCUCGAGGACGAAGAAGAAGAUGAUCGGCCCAUCACAUCAUUUCGGCGCGAUGAACUUCUUGAGAUCGGUCGCUCUUGCGACGGCCGUGUCCUCAGACGACUCGGAAAAGUACUCACGCGCCUUACAUAUGUGGAAUCAUUGGAAGACCUACCACCGCACAUUGAAUCUACCACGAACGCCGAAGUCCCCAGAAUUCCACUCUCGUUUGCUUCACAAGAUGCUGGAUGGAAGUUUUGGAAGAUUCUGCUGCACGUUGUACUUCCAGGAACCAAGCUUUCCGCGCGGCCCUCUGUAGUCCUGGCGGCGCUCGCUAUCCGCAUAGGGCUGAAACCAUUGUUCGGAGCUGCGUGUGCAGCGGUGAUGUUUUGGCGCGACAGGUGGAAUAACAUCGAGACGCCGGAGAACUGGAGUGCGGGCUGUUUGGGACUUCUCCUUGACGCGGACAACGAGUACCAACGUCAAAAAGAAGUAAAUGACGAGAAGAAUAUGGAGAGACUUCUCCAUAAGGGUGACCGUGAAUUGUUUUCUCGCCUUCUUGCAUAUCAUUAUGCUGGCUUGAAUAUUCACACCACGCUUACAGCGGAAAUUGGAUGGGCACCAGAGAAAUCACAGGCUCCCAUUGGAUACGUCGUCAAGUGCCGUACCUGCAAAUUCCCUCGCUCAGUGACCAUCAUGAAUUCAAACGGUCGCUGCGGAUUGUGCGAAGCAUCGGACUGGAAUGACGCCAACCACAAAACACGAGCAACAGCCGCAAACGUCACGAACGAGGAUACUGCAGUUUCAAAUUUGUACUGGGUCGAAUGCAAUGUGCGUACUUGCCGCGCACAGUAUGUAUGCUAUAAUCCAGACGACCUCAGAGUCCGUGCAAAAUGCUACUAUUGCCGUGUUCAAAGCAAGUUGCCCCAGGAGAAGAAGAGUAAUGAUCCAGCGCCGACUUUGGAAUGCACGAAGUGCUUGAGUAAGAUUAUAUGGCCGAAGCCAUGGCAAGACGCUGCACCUACACCCUUCAACUGUCCGGCGUGCAUGGCCGGGAUUAAUACGAUUGAACAGGUCGAGACAAAUGCGCAGCAAAUCACUAAAGAGAAUGGGGAUCAAUGGCUACUACAAGACAAAAGCAACACCAUCAAAGAACCCUUCAAGAAAAGCAUCUUCCAAACAGUAUCUGCCGUCACCCCUCAACUCUUCGUAGACAAAAUAACCGUCCUACCCGCAAUCCAAACAGAAUUUUCUCUAGUUCUCCGCGGUAAACGUAUCCAGAACCAAUCUACCCUCCUCAAAAAUCUAUGGCAAUGGAUCGAAACCCGCACAUCAGAGCGCACACCUUGUAGUCUCUGCUUCACCUCAAUCCCGAACAAACUCCUCCUCCCAGCCUGUCGCCGCGCCGGCUGCAACCAACUCAUCUGCAAAGCCUGCCUCGAUAGCUGGUACGGCCUCAACGCCUCUGGAGCAAUCAUAAACACCGCAGCGCUGUUCUGCCCAUUCUGUCGCCGCCCACCCAGCGCUCGCACGUUAUCCGCGUACGGGAAAGGCGUACACGCUGUGGUCAAUCUCAUGAAAGCAGUGCAAGAAAGAGGGAAAUGGAUAUACGCAUGGUGCACCGACUGCGGUACCGCGGAGCGAUAUAUGGAACAGGAAUGCGCUAGAGGCGCACCCCCUGCCAUCCGGGAAUGGAGAUGCGAGACUUGCGUUCAGUCCGAACAAGAACGCGCGCGCGUGGCGAUGGAAGAAGCGCUGGCCGCGCUGCAGGUAGCGGAGACUCAGGAGAUCAAGGGGCAGGAGCAGCGUGCGGCUAUGAGGAGGUAUGAGCGGGAGCAGCGAAGGAUUAUACGGUUAUCACCUACGCGGAUAUGUCCGCGUUGCAAGGUUCUCACGGAGAAGGAUGGAGGAUGCAAUCAUAUGGCUUGUCCGUGUGGGGCGGAUUGGUGUUGGUGUUGUGGUGGGGAGUAUGAUGAGGAUGGGAUGCUUGAUCAUUUUGCGAACGAUCAUGGAGGGUGGGGGUAUGAGGAUUGA
This is a messenger RNA of Periconia digitata, 4417 nucleotides long. Lineage: Eukaryota; Fungi; Ascomycota; Dothideomycetes; Pleosporales; Periconiaceae. The record is from the annotation of a GenBank genome assembly.